This is a messenger RNA of Amblyraja radiata (thorny skate), 1207 nucleotides long. Its product is annotated as gastrula zinc finger protein XlCGF7.1-like. The record is from RefSeq and is a predicted model, not a curated record. The transcript has 3 exons. Gene Ontology annotation, molecular function: DNA-binding transcription factor activity, RNA polymerase II-specific. Gene Ontology annotation, biological process: regulation of transcription by RNA polymerase II. The coding region runs from base 187 to 1068 and encodes 293 amino acids. Lineage: Eukaryota; Metazoa; Chordata; Chondrichthyes; Rajiformes; Rajidae. Gene Ontology annotation, cellular component: nucleus.
GCGUUAUGACGGAUGUUCACGACGCGGUUCUGUCUCGGAUGGUCGGCGGCGCCAGGGUUUAGGAGCCGUUGCUGUGGACGAAGAGACUGGAACGUGAGCGACCAUUGAGGGCGGCCAGGUUGUCAGUGAGCCCCCCUCCCCCCAUCUGCUCGGUGUGCGGGAUGAGCUUCGAGGGACUGAGCUUCGAUGGAGGACCACAUGACGGGGCACAAAAAGGUGAAGCGUUAUGAAUGCGAUGUGUGUGGCAAGGCCUGGCAUAGCCCGAGCCAGCUGGAGACCCACCGGCGGGUGCACACGGGAGAACGCCCCUUCGACUGCUCGGUGUGCGGCAAGAGCUUCGCCAGCUACGGGAACCUACAGCAGCACAAGCGCGUGCACUCCGUCGAGAGGCCCUUCCCCUGCUCCAACUGCGGCAAGAGCUUCAAGACGGCGCAGGACCUGGAGGCCCACCAGCAGUUUCACACGGGAGAACACUCCUUAACCUGCUCCGACUGUGACAAGAGCUUCAAGACGGCGCAGGGCCUACAGGACCACUGGCGGGUGCACACAGAUGAGAAGCCCUACGGCUGCUCCACCUGCGGCAAGGGCUUUGCCGACUCGUCUAAGCUACAGCAACACCGGCGGGUGCACAGGCGCACCCACACUGGGAACCGGCCCUACACCUGCAGCGACUGUGGCAAUGGCUUCACCCGCCCCAGCAGCCUGCUGGAGCACCGGCGCAUCCACACUGGCGAGCGCCCCUACAUCUGUGCCCAGUGCGGCAAGGGCUUCAACAAGUCCAGCGGCCUGACAGAACACCGGCACAUUCACACCGGUGAGCGCCCCUUCAUCUGUGCCCAGUGCGGCAAGCGCUUCAACCAGUCCAGCAACCUACUGACCCACCAACGCACCCACUCCGGAGAGCGGCCCUACACCUGCAGCGACUGUGGCAAGGGCUUCACCCAGUCCAGCAGCCUGCUGGUGCACCAGCGCAUCCACUCCGGGGAGCGGCCCUACACCUGUGCCCAGUGCGGCAAGGGCUUCACCCAGUCCGGCAACCUGCGGGCCCACCAGAAGGUGCACAACUAAAAGGGUUUAGGAGCCGUUGCUGUGGAUGGAGAGACGGGGACGUGAGCAGCCAUUGAGGGCGGCCUGGGUGCCGGCGAGCCCCCCACCCCAUCUGCUCGGUGUGCGGGCUGAGCUUCGACGGGCUGACCUUCAAUGGAGG